Messenger RNA from Nothobranchius furzeri (turquoise killifish), 490 nucleotides. RefSeq names its product mitochondrial contact site and cristae organizing system subunit 10. The record is from RefSeq and is a predicted model, not a curated record. Gene Ontology annotation, cellular component: mitochondrial inner membrane; mitochondrion; MICOS complex. NCBI's taxonomy places the organism in Eukaryota, Metazoa, Chordata, Actinopteri, Cyprinodontiformes, Nothobranchiidae.
UCUCUCGCGAGACUUGGAGCUCCAUGACCUCAGAAAACAUGGCGGACGAAUACGGACGGAAAUGGGAUCGCUGUCUCGCUGAUACAGCCGUGAAAACAGCAACGGGCCUUGGUGUCGGCAUCGUGCUCUCCGUCCUUCUCUUUAAACGUCGAAUGUGGCCUGUGUCAUUCGGGUCAGGCCUGGGGUUGGGAAUGGGAUACAGCAACUGCCAGCAUGACUUCAGGUCUCCAUAUCUGAUUCAUGGCCACACGGUAAAGGUGAAUGCAUGAUGGAAAAUGGACCGUCUUAGCAGGAUUUGUUUUCCUACACUCUGAAAUGUCAUUUAACAUGUUUUUGUCUUGUAACGGUUCAGGACUAAUAAGGACAAAAUGAAGACAAAGAUGAGUUAUUUUGUCACUCGCUGCUUACUUGGAACGAACAUCUAACGAUGCCUACAGUGUGUACAAAGAACAAUGAAUGUUGUAUUUAAUAAAGCCAUUGUGUAGAGCUA